This is a messenger RNA of Beta vulgaris subsp. vulgaris (sugar beet), 3332 nucleotides long. Its product is annotated as probable alpha,alpha-trehalose-phosphate synthase [UDP-forming] 11. NCBI's taxonomy places the organism in Eukaryota, Viridiplantae, Streptophyta, Magnoliopsida, Caryophyllales, Amaranthaceae. The record is from RefSeq and is a predicted model, not a curated record. The transcript has 3 exons. Bases 563 to 3136 code for a protein of 857 amino acids. Gene Ontology annotation, molecular function: catalytic activity. Gene Ontology annotation, biological process: trehalose biosynthetic process. Gene Ontology annotation, cellular component: cytosol.
AUAAUAAACUGAAAACUUUCCUUAAAAUAGUUUUAUCCUUAAGAAUUUGGGAACUAUGGAAAUUGAUUUUUGACUAAAAUAACAACAACUACUAGAAAGAAAAAGAUCACGUAAUCGUUAAUCUCUUUUGUUUACCCAAAAGUCGGUCUCUUUGUUCUUAUCUCAACCUUCUCAAAUAUCCCAAAUACUUAAAAGUACCAAUUUCAUCAUCAUCCACAAAAUCUCCCUAAUUUCUUUCCAUUUGUAUUUUAUAUUUUCUUCCUUUUCUUUCCAAACAAAAAAAUCCUCUCAAAUUUCUUUCCUCCUUAUCCUAUAGUUUCUUUCCUUUAUUAGCUUCCCAAAUUUUCACACACAUAUAUUUUUACUAUAUAGUUUUCAGUAUAAUAUACCCACAUGAAGCUCAUUGCUCUCAUCCUAAUCUACAACACCCACCGAUAACACCCACCAAAAAAAAUUCAUCUUGAUCUUAAAGAUUUCAUCUUUUUUUGUUUCUUUUGCUUUUUUCUGGGUUUUCUUUGAUUUCUACCAUUGUUGAAGAAAUUAUUCAACAAAUUUAGAAGAAAUGCUUUCUGGGCCAUGUUUUAAUCUGCUAAAUCUUGAUGAUUUACCAGAGUUAGAUGAAAGAAUGGGAAGAAUCCCAUCAGUUAUAAAUAAACCUGGGAUCAUCCCAGAAUAUGAUGGUUCUGAUCUUACAUCACCUCGUGUUACAGGACAAAGAAUCAUCAUGGUUGCAAAUCAACUUCCUUUAAAAAGUUUCAAAGAUGAGAAAAAAUGGAGGUUUGAAUUUGAUGAAGAUGCACUUCCAUUGCAGCUAAGAGAUGGGUUAAACCCCAAAAUUGAUGUUCUUUAUAUUGGGUGUUUGAAAGUAGAGAUUGAUGUAUCAGAACAAGAAGAAAUUUCCCAGUAUUUGUUGGAGAAAUUCAAGUGUGUACCAGUAUUUUUACCACCAGAGAUUCAGAACAAAUUUUAUCAUGGAUUCUGUAAGCACUAUUUAUGGCCUUUAUUUCAUUAUAAAUUGCCUUUAACUUCUAAUCAUGGUGCUGCAUAUGAUCCUUCUUAUUGGCGUGCUUAUGUUAGUGCUAAUAUGGUGUUUGCUCAUAAGAUUAUUUGGGUACAUAGGCUAAGAGGUGCAGAGGAUUUUGUGUGGAUACAUGAUUACCAUCUUAUGGUGGUUCCUACACUAUUGAGAAGGAGGGUUUUCAGGGUUAAACUGGGGUUUUUCUUGCAUAGCCCGUUUCCGUCGUCGGAGAUUUUCAGGGUUAUACCUGUUAGGGAAGAGAUUUUGAGGGGUUUAUUGAAUUCUGAUCUUGUUGGGUUCCAAACAUUUGAUUAUGCAAGGCAUUUUUUGUCAUGUUGUAGUAGGAUGUUAGGGUUGGAUUAUAAGUCUAAAAGAGGGUAUUUAGGGGUGGAUUACUAUGGUAGAACUGUUAGUAUUAAGAUUUUGCCAGUUGGGAUUCAUAUGGGUCAGCUUCAAUCUUUGAUGUUAAUGGAUGAACUUGCCAAGAGGGUUAAGGAGUUGAAGAAGCAAUUUGAAGGGAAGUUUGUGAUGGUGGGUGUUGAUGAUAUGGAUGUUCUUAAAGGGAUUAGUUUCAAGUUUAUGGCAUUUGGACAUCUUUUGAGAAUGCAGCCUAAGUUUAGGGGUAAAUUGGUUCUUGUUCAGAUUGCGAAUCCUGCAAGAAGUAGGGGAAUGGAUGUGCAGGAGGUUCAAAAUGAAACCCAUCAUAUUGCCAAGGAGAUUAAUGAAAAGUAUGGCAAACCGGGGUAUGAACCGAUUGUUUUUAUCCAUGACUCAGUUUCAACCAUGGAGAAGGUUGCUUACUAUUCGAUAUCCGACUGUUGCUUGUUGAAUGCGGUGAGGGAUGGGAUGAAUCUUGUGCCUUACAAAUACACAGUUUCUCGCCAAGGUAGUCCAGUGGUAGAUGCUGCUUUAGGAAUUGAUUCUUCUAUGCCUAAGAAGAGUGUCAUUAUUGUCUCGGAGUUUGUUGGGUGCUCGCCUUCUCUUAGUGGGGCUAUAAGGGUAAAUCCGUGGAAUGUGGAACAAGUAGCUGAGGCAAUGCAUGGGGCAAUUCUAAUGGAUGACAAGGAGAAGCACUUGAGGCAUGAACAACAUUACAAGUAUAUUAGCUCUCAUGAUAUUGCAUAUUGGGCUAAGAGUUUUAACCAAGAUCUUAUGAGAGCUUGUGGUGAUCCCUUUUCCAAGAGGUGUUGGGGUGUUGGCUUUGGUUUGAAUUUCAGGCUUGUAGCUUUGCCUCCGGACUUCAGGAAACUCUCAGUUGAUCACAUUAAAUCCGCCUAUACAAAUUCCAACAGUAGGCUGAUUUUGCUGGACUAUGAUGGGACAAUGACACCACAGUCAUCUGUUGACAUGGCACCAACUCCUGAAGUUGUGUCUCUCUUGAAUGGUUUGUGCAGUGAUCCGAAAAAUAUUGUCUUCAUUGUGAGUGGAAGAAGCAGAGAUACUCUCAGCAAGUGGUUUGCCUCCUGUGAAAAGCUUGGGCUUUCGGCUGAGCAUGGUUAUUUUACUCGGUGGACUAAGCAGUCACCAUGGGAGUCGAGUGUAUUAGGAAUAGAUUUUGAAUGGAAGAAAAUUGUAAGACCAAUUAUGGAGCUUUAUGCAGAAGCAACUGAUGGAUCUUCCAUAGAGUAUAAGGAAAGCGCUUUGGUCUGGCAUUAUCAAGAUUCUGACUAUGACUUUGGGGCAUGUCAGUCGAAAGAAUUGCUUGAUCAUUUGGAAAAUGUGCUCGCCAACGAACCUGUCGUUGUUAAACGUGGCAAGCAUAUAGUUGAAGUAAAACCUCAGGGCGUGAGUAAAGGUAUCGUGGUGGAAAAUCUGAUAGCAACCAUGAAGGACAUGGGUAAGCCAGCAGACUUUGUGCUGUGCAUCGGAGAUGAUCGUUCUGAUGAAGACAUGUUUGAGGGUAUCAGUCGUGCAACCUCCAACCCAUCAUUGCCACCAAUCCCGAACGUGUUUGCUUGCACCGUUGGCCAGAAACCGAGUAUGGCAAAAUAUUAUCUCGACGAUAGCUCUGAAGUCAUCACUUUGAUUGAGGGCCUUGCUGGUGUGCCAGUGCAGCAACAUCCAAAGCUUUCUGAACCAGAAGCUGCUACUGAGAGUGACGGUACCAAGUUUUUUUAGUUUAGAAUUUACAAACAGGUUUAAGAUAAAAAAAAAAAGGGUAGGAAAAGAAACUUUGUACAGCAAAGUAUAUCCGUUUUUUAUACAUCCUUAGCAGAUACAAGUGCAUAGUUUCUUCACUUAUUGCAGCAUAGUGGAUACUAUCUGCUUCAUAGGUGUAAGACAAUUUAAUCAGGUUAUUCAUUCUUUUAAUCAA